Molecule: messenger RNA, 2285 nt
Organism: Phragmites australis (common reed)
Lineage: Eukaryota; Viridiplantae; Streptophyta; Magnoliopsida; Poales; Poaceae
Product: CRS2-associated factor 2, chloroplastic-like
Exons: 6
Coding region: 97-1935 (612 amino acids)
Biological process (GO): Group II intron splicing
Molecular function (GO): RNA binding
Source: RefSeq, a predicted model, not a curated record
GCCACGGAAACAUAAAAAAAAAAAAAAAAAUCUACGCGUUAUCGCCUUCCUCGUUUCUCCUUCCCUUCACCCUCGCCAUCACCACCACAUCCCGCCAUGCCGCCGCCACCGCGGCCAGCUCCCUUCCGCGCUGGCCGCGCCAACCUCUUCUCCUCCCCGCCACCUCCCCUCCCUAACCGCCAUAAUCCCCAGCACAGGUCCCUCCCCCUCCCGCCCCUUCCCCCUCGCCGCCGCCGCCCUAUGAACCACGACGAGCCACCUUCCCAAGAACAGAAACUGAGAGACCCCGUUCCAAGAACCACCACCACCAUCAAUCCAGCCUUUCGAACGGCCCACCUCCGCACCUCGUACCGGAAGCCCUUGCCCCCCGCCGCGGCCGCCGGCGAGGGCGAGGCCCUCCUUGCGGCCGACCCGACCGACGCCGCCGCGGGGCGCGCCGUCGUCGUGGGCCCCUCGGGCGUCUCCUUCCGCCUCCCCGGCGCGCCGUUCGACUUUCAGUUCAGCUACUCUGAGGCGCCCCGCGCCUCGCCGCUGGCCAUCCGGGAGCCCGCGUUCCUGCCUUUCGCUCCGCCGACCAUGCCGCGGCCGUGGACGGGAAAGGCGCCUCUGCUGACCAAGGAGGAGAAGGCGCGCCGCCGGGGCGUGCGGCUGCACACGCCGCUCGGGCAGGAGCCGCUGAAGAUUGUGAGCGCGCACGGGAUCAUGAUGGAGGUGAGGGGAAGGAGGCAGAUGGACCUGGCCAGGGUGAGCGCCGGCGAUGGAAGGAGCCGGGAGGAGGUGCUCGGGGAGCCGCUCAGCCCCGCCGAGGUGCGCGCGCUCGUCAAGCCCCACAUCUCGCACAACCGGCAACUCAACAUUGGUAGGGAUGGCUUGACCCACAACAUGUUGGAAAUGAUACAUUGUCACUGGAGGCAUCAGGAAAUCUGCAAAGUUAGAUGCCGAGGAGUUCCAACUGUUGAUAUGAACAAUAUCUGUUAUCACCUUGAGGAAAAAUCAGGUGGCCGGGUAAUUCACCGAGUAGGUGGUGUUGUUUUCCUAUAUAGAGGAAGAAAUUAUGACCCACGCACUCGUCCUCGCUAUCCGCUAAUGCUUUGGAAACCUGCUACUCCUGCAUAUCCAAAACUCAUCAAGGAAGCUCCAGAAGGGCUUACAAAAGAAGCAGCUGAUGAAAUGAGAAGGAAAGGGCGUGAUCUACUGCCAAUUUGUAAAUUAGCAAAAAAUGGAAUAUAUAUCAAUCUUGUCAAGGAUGUUCGAGAUGCUUUUGAAGGAAAUGACCUUGUCAAGAUUGACUGCGAGGGGUUGAAUCCAAGCGACUACAAAAAGAUAGGAGCAAAACUAAGGGAUCUUGUUCCUUGUGUUCUUUUAUCCUUUGAUGACGAGCAGAUAGUAAUGUACAGAGGCAAGGAAUGGAAGUCCAGAUACUCGAAGCCUCUGACUCUAAUUCCAAAAGUUCCAAAUAAUAAUCUGGCAAUGCCAUCUGCCGGGAGUCAGUCAGAUACAUAUGAAGCCACCGAUGCGGACACUCAAGUCCCAACAAGAGAAGUAUUGGGAUCGAAAAUUUUUAAAUUGUGGAAGAGUGCAUUGGAGUCAUCUCUGGCAUUGUUGCUGGAUGAUGCUGAAGCAAACGCUCUUACACCUGACUCACUUCUUAUGAGGGUGGAGAAGUCCAGUGUUACAUCUCAAGCAGCGGAGCACUUAUUUACGGCUCUGCUUGUGGCCAAUGGUGAGGGGAACACUGAAGCUCUAAGUGCUGAAUACAUAAACGAUGAGUCUGAAACUAGGAGUGCUGGACACCAGGAGGAUCAGUUCGAGCAAUCACCUGAUCUCAGCGGCGAUGAACAUUUUGAGUUUGACAUGCUUGAGCGUUUGGAGUCAUCAGCGCCACUGGGAUCACUACCGAUCGACACUAUGAUAGAGCAGCUGAACAGUGAGUGAACUAUAAUCAGCAGUUCAGGCCAUUAGGGCAAUUAUAAUCAGCAGUUUAGAUUGCAUUCUCGGAUUGCAUAUCCAUUUUCUGCCAUCCUCCAAUGGCAGUCAGGUGAUCACAAAUAGCUGAGAAGUUUCAGCAAUUUGCCUGCAAACAUGAUGUAAAGAAACUAAUUGUAGUCUGCAGAUUCACCCACUUGUAAAGAAAUCUGAUCACAUGUCGCAACUGUGCGUAGAUACUACUUUGCAAUGUGUAAAACUAGCAAGAUACCCACACGAUGUCGCGGCUAGAUUUGAUCAUAUGUUUAUUUCAUUGUGCACUAAUCUAUAAUAUCUAUACAAUUCGUACUCACUAAUGC